Messenger RNA from Apus apus (common swift), 1568 nucleotides. It is a transcript of the gene RAB25, whose product is annotated as RAB25, member RAS oncogene family. NCBI's taxonomy places the organism in Eukaryota, Metazoa, Chordata, Aves, Apodiformes, Apodidae. Gene Ontology annotation, cellular component: recycling endosome. The record is from RefSeq and is a predicted model, not a curated record. Gene Ontology annotation, biological process: exocytosis. The transcript has 5 exons. The coding region runs from base 254 to 895 and encodes 213 amino acids. Gene Ontology annotation, molecular function: GTPase activity; GTP binding.
UACCUGCCCAACCUGCGCCGCGACAGCCGGUCCCACCCCUUGAGUCAACCGGCGGUGCCGCCAGCCCGGCUGGCCUCGCUGCUGCUCCCCCGGGGCCCCCCCUGGCUCCCCCGGGACCCCUCCCGGCUCCCCCGGGACCCCCCUUGGCUCCCCCACCGAGAGGAACCUUUGUCCCUUCCACCUCCUCCCUGGGCUUCCGUCCCGCCCCGAGCUCCAGGUUUGGAGGAACCCGGGAGGUGGUGGCCCCGGCGACAUGGGCAGCGCCGAGGAGGAUUAUAACUUUGUCUUCAAGGUUGUCCUGAUCGGGGAAUCCGGGGUGGGCAAAACCAACCUGCUCUCCCGCUUCACCCGCAACGAGUUCAACCACGACAGCCGCACCACCAUCGGCGUGGAGUUCUCCACCCGCACCGUCCCCAUGGGAGAUGCUGUGGUGAAGGCUCAGAUCUGGGACACGGCCGGGCUGGAGCGGUACCGGGCCAUCACCUCUGCGUAUUACCGGGGGGCUGUGGGUGCUCUGGUUGUCUUUGACAUCACCAAGCACCAGACCUACGACGUGGUGGAGCGCUGGCUGAAGGAGCUGUAUGACCACGCUGAGGCCAGCAUCGUUGUCAUGCUGGUGGGGAACAAGACCGAUCUGGCGCAGGCUCGGGAGGUGCCCAUGGAGGAGGCAAAAAUGUUUGCAGACAACAACGGGCUGCUGUUUGUUGAGACCUCAGCUCUGGACUCCACCAACGUGGAGCAGGCGUUUGAGACCAUCCUGAAGGAGAUCUUCCACAAGGUGCAGCGGCAGAAGCAGAGGAGCAGCCAAAGCAACACGGUGUCCCUUGCCAGCGAGAGCCCGCAGCGCGCGGCCCCGGCGCGGGUGGAGAAGCGCCCGUGCUGCGUGGCCCUCUGAGCCGGUGGGCACUCCGGGGACCCCCCGGGGACCCCCCAGCCCCGGGACACGCCGGUGGCGUGGAGCUGGGUCUGCCUCCCUGCAGACUCGUCUGGCCACCAGCACAGGCUGGUGUCAGCCAGCCUGCGGUGCCACCCCCGUCCUGGUGCAGUGGGGACCAGCAGCCCGGACAGCGGCCAAACUGUGCCAUAAAUGGUGAGAAGUGGCAGGAGCUCUGCUCCAUCUGCUUCAGUUUUGCCGGGCCUUGAUUAGCAGCACCACCAUCAUGGACCUCCCAGCCCCUCCAGACCCGUGGGGCAGAGGACUGGGAUGCCCCGAGGUACCUGGGGAAGGAACCAGGGGGUUCUGGCCAGGGUUGUGUCAGUGGCAGGAGCUGCUCCCAUCACCUCUGGCCCUGGGGUUUCUCCCGUGGGGCCACCCUGUGCUGAACGUGGCUGUCCCCACAGGGUGUCCAUCCACACCCGGGGUCUGCUCUGGGGUUGUCCCAAGCAAAGUGGCAGCACUCAGCCCUUGGCACACCUCUGUCCCCAUCCCAGACAGCAGGACCUAGGGAAGGUCCCUCCUGUCUGCAGGCCAGGCCAGGGCUCAGUGCUGAGCCUGGUGCCACAGCCCCAGGAGCUGCUUCUUGUCCAACCAAACACUGACACAAUCAUUAAAGGACUUGAGAAAUGCA